Messenger RNA from Colletotrichum acutatum, 723 nucleotides. RefSeq lists its product as uncharacterized. The transcript has 4 exons. The record is from RefSeq and is a predicted model, not a curated record. The coding region runs from base 1 to 723 and encodes 240 amino acids. NCBI's taxonomy places the organism in Eukaryota, Fungi, Ascomycota, Sordariomycetes, Glomerellales, Glomerellaceae.
AUGACAUGCAAGCAUUACGAGGAGUACUACCUUCAGCGCGGCAAAAGACCGCGCAAGUUCAUUCCAUGUCGCAUGACGUUCAGAUCCAAAUCAUCAGGUCACUCCUGCUUCCUUCCCAUAUGUCCUGAUCCAUUUACACGUAUCUUCAAAGUUAAACUAUCGUCAUCACUUCGUCCCAUAUUCACGGCCAGUAUGGAUCAGAAAGAAUUGAUUGACUCGGUAGCAAAACUGAUGAAAGAAUGCGAUGAAUUUUUCACCACAUUCGAUCACAAGGCGGGAAAGGGCUUUCUAGCAUUUCUCGAACUUCGAGAUACGGUUGGGACUCAGCUUAAACCCUGGCCGGCGAUACAAAAGAGAAUCGAGAGAUGGCGAAUCAGGCAGCAACUAGGUUCAUUCAGACCCAAGGUAGAUGAUGUACUUAGAGCAUUGGAGCUUUUUGCAUCAACUCUCAGAGAAGGUGAGCCUUUAGCACUUCAAAAGUCAUCAGCUUACAGAAGUGCUGAUCUGAGUAAAAUAGUGUUAAAUGAGCUCCUCAAACUUGAGUCCUACGAAUAUGCACAGCAGGAGACGAUUGAAGAGUCGAAAAAGCUUGAGGGUGCUAUGAACCAUCUUCUGAAAUUAUUUCCCUCUUCCAAUUCAGAAGAGAAUGUCCUCCCGAACAACUCGGAACUUCAACUUAUUCCAUACAUGUACUCUCCCGACAACCAACUCUCCGAAGACUGA